Messenger RNA from Sebastes umbrosus (honeycomb rockfish), 2686 nucleotides. RefSeq names its product major facilitator superfamily domain containing 4B (gene slc60a2b). The coding region runs from base 1 to 1911 and encodes 636 amino acids. The transcript is spliced from 4 exons. The record is from RefSeq and is a predicted model, not a curated record. NCBI's taxonomy places the organism in Eukaryota, Metazoa, Chordata, Actinopteri, Perciformes, Sebastidae.
AUGUCCUCGUCCGCCGCGCGAGACGCCGUCGUUAAGAAGAAGCAGGUUCGUUUCGCCAGCAUGGAGGACGACGACGACAACGACGAGCAGGAGGAGGACACCCUGUUUGACAAGAGGACGGACACCGGGGGGAGAGGGCUGAAGAGCGCGCUGAAGGCGGUGAAGAGGAGCAGCAAGCCGCUCUGCGACGCCCGGGUGGAGGUGGUGGUCGGCGGCGGGAGGAGGAGAGGCGGACACGGUGGAGCCUGCGGCCGCUGGAUGGUCACCACGGCGCUCUGUGCAUCCUUCCUGGGUUUGGGGAUGAGUAUCGCUGUUCUUGGCCCCACGUUCGAGGACCUGGCUGUGAAUGUGAAUAAGAACAUCAGCAAUAUUUCUUACAUCAUCGCCGGGCGCUCUGCGGGCUACAUCGGUGGUUCCCUCUUGGCAGGCAUUCUCUUCGAUUGCAUGAAUCCCCAUCUCCUGCUAGGGUUUUCUAUGCUGGUCACAUCAGUGGGAUUGUGUGCUAUCCCUUUCUGUAAGCAGGCUCUGCUGCUCACUGGGCUCAUGUCCAGCAUCGGGAUGUCUAUGGGUAUUCUGGAUACAGGUGGGAAUGUCCUCAUACUGAACACAUGGGGGGAGCAGGCGGGCCCUCACAUGCAGGCUCUGCACUUCAGCUUCGCAGCGGGGGCCUUUGUGUCUCCGAUCAUCGCCAAGCUGGUGUUUGGGCCCGACGGCAACGGCAGCGCAGGAGUCCUACCGGCCAACUCUACACCUCCCGUCACCACAGAGCACAUCACCAAAGCCCCCGACGCUCACACCAUCAUCCGCUACAUCCACAGCAGGAGCAGCACCCUCAAAUCCAUGUGGGCCUACGUUGUGAUCGGCUCCUUCGUCUUUCUCAUCUCCUUCCUCUUCUUCUUCCUCUUCUGUCGCAGCAACGCGUCACGUGACAAAGCCCGCACGGCGUCGGGAAAGCCCCUGGUGGCCAAACACCACAUAGCUCUUAUUGUCCUGCUCUGCUUCUUCUUCUUCGCCUACGUAGGCGCCGAGGUAGCGUACGGCUCCUUCAUCUUCACCUUCGCCAAGGACUACGCCCACAUGGAUCAGACCGAGGCCGCCGGGCUGAACUCGCUGUUCUGGGGGACGUUUGCUGCCUGCAGGGGGUUGGCCAUCUUCUUUGCGUCAUGCAUGUACCCAGGCACCAUGAUCCUGCUCAGCCUGGUGAGCUCCACGGUGUCCUCUCUGCUCCUCUGCCUCUUCAGCAGGGAGAACGUGGCUCUGUGGGUUUGCACUGGUCUGUACGGCGCCUCCAUGGCCACCACCUUCCCCAGCGGCAUCUCCUGGGUGGAGCAGUACACCACGGUGACGGGCCACACGGCGGCGGCCUUCGUGGUGGGGGCGGCGCUGGGCGAGAUGGUUCUCCCAGCCCUGGUAGGCUUCCUGCUUGGGAAGUUCCCGGACCAGCCGCUGCUCAUGUACCUGUCGCUCACCACCGCCACCUUCACCUCCAUCCUCUUCCCGGUCAUGUACAAGCUGGCCUCGGCCCCCAGCGGCCAGAGCAGGAAACCCCGCGUGAGGGGCCGGCCUGACGCGGACGACAGCGAAUACCGCCAGGCGCUGCUGGACUCGGGAGCCAAUGACGAGGAGGAGGAAGAGGAGGAGGAGCAGGAGCAGGAGCAGGACAACGAGGCUGAUCAGUGGAACGACGCAGACUUCGAGGUCAUUGAAAUGGACGACACGGCAAGUCUCAUCAGUUCACCCAGCAAGGCUUCCUCUCCUCCCGACGUCACCGGGAGCUCUGCUGCCUCCGCCUCCGCCGCCCCGGUGACGGAGGCUGCAGCUGGAGCCUCUUUCUCAGACACCAUCUCCCUGGUAGGAGACUCCCCCAGACGCAAACUACUGCUCUCUCUGGACCGAGAGAAGAGAGACUGAGAGAAGAGCCUCUACAUGUUUGCGCUCAUUUGUUGUCCAGCAGCCGAAUACUCCCAAUACAUUAUUUAUGACCAGUUGGUGAUUUACUGUGCAGUGAAUGCAACACUGACUACUGACCGAAACCUGUGCAGCUUAUCAACCAUCCACACACUGAAAGUUUGAGGGGUGUUGCACAGACUCAUCAGCAUCUUUUAAAGCUUUUGGACCUCCUCCUUCAGAUUUUGAACUGCACCGUUGCGCUACAGAUGGGUUUUAAAUGAUAUAAUACGUCAUUGAUUCUCUACAAGGAUUCUGCGUUGGCCUCAACAGUGGGGUCAAAGGUCAGAGUGAGCUAGAGUGCAGGUCCCAGGGCUGGUAGAAUUCAGUGCCUUGCUCGAGGACGCGUGAGCAGAGUGGAUGAGAUGAACCAGGGACUCUUCAUCAUCAUCAUCAUCAUCAUCAGGCCACCCUGCUGCUCAAAACACAGGUUGAAACAUGUACAUUCAUGUUGCAGUAUCACAGUGAGUUCAUCAACAGCAGGAAACGUGAUGAUAGUUGUGAGAUUUGAAUGAAGUUGUUUCUGUUGCACUUCUUUAAAUUUCUUUUCUGUUUCGUCAUGUUCUGUACCGUGCCGUGGCUUGUCGACCUUUCAAUCACGCGUCGUCACUGUGAUUCAUUAGCAUUUUUUUAAAAAACUGAAUCGUUGACAGAAAUCAUUUUAAUACAUUGACUUUUUAUUAUAUCAAUCUCAAACCUCCACCCACAGCAAUGUCCAUUAAAAACAAACAAAAAAACA